This is a messenger RNA of Acanthosepion pharaonis, 747 nucleotides long. NCBI's taxonomy places the organism in Eukaryota, Metazoa, Mollusca, Cephalopoda, Sepiida, Sepiidae. The record is from the annotation of a GenBank genome assembly.
AUGGUAGGCGCACAUCAUGCGCGUUUUCAGUUGCGCCUGCUUGCAUGGGAGAUUCUAUUUAGCGACGACCAAAAACAUUUCUCACAUCACCUUGUCGGCUCCGCUUCCCGCUUAGUUUUUGAUUUUUCAUUGUCUUCACACCACCUUAAUCACCUUUUAUUCAAUGUCCGGACACAGUGUCCACGCGGAGGCUACUUCUUUGCGCCUCUGACCAUUCAAUCAACGAAAUACUGUCCAUUUAUUGGACACUGUCACAUUGCAUUCGACUUUCCGUGCGUCUCUCUUGAUGCUGUCUUCUUUUUCUUCCUCUUUUCGUUGUCUUCUUUUUAUUGUCCUUUUUCUAAUCUAUUGUCGUUCUUUUCUUCAUAUUUCUUUUUCGUUUUCUCUUCGUUCCUUUUUUUUUCUUUUCUUUUUAAGGACCGUCUUUUUGCUCCAUCUUUUCUUUUUCUUCUUUUUCUUACUUUAGUUCGUUUUUUUUCCCUCUUUCUUUUUUCUCCAAUUUAUUCAAAAUAUUUUUUUCGUGAUUUUUUUUCUUUCUCUUUCUUUUACUUGUAUUUCUUUUUUUUCUUCAACAUUUCUUUCUUCUUUAAACUAUUUUGCUUUUUAUAUUUUCUUUUUCUUUCCAUCAGUUUUUUUUGGAGUAGUCCUCCUUUUCUUCAUUUUUCUUUUUAUUGCCGUUCUUUCCCUCUUCAUUUCUUUCUUUUUUUUUCUUUUUUUCUUUUUUCGUUUCUUUAUCAUUAUAUAUAA